Molecule: messenger RNA, 887 nt
Organism: Pundamilia nyererei
Lineage: Eukaryota; Metazoa; Chordata; Actinopteri; Cichliformes; Cichlidae
Gene: erich2
Product: glutamate-rich 2
Exons: 7
Coding region: 319-873 (184 amino acids)
Source: RefSeq, a predicted model, not a curated record
GGGCGUUACGCCGUUGCUUAGUAACGGCUGUUUACCUCCUUCUCCGACAGCUAAAGUAACAACCGUCAACUUCCACUGCAAGAAACAGUCAGAAAUUCACAGAACAGGACCUCAGACUUAAAGCAGAUAAACAUCUUGUGCAACAGCAGGUGUCCGUGACGGUCUGCUUCUACUAGCUACAGGUUUGCUGUUUCUGUGAAUUGAAGGCCUGUUGUUCACAGGCUGCUCAUUCUAUGCAGUUGUUGGGCAGGACACUCGUUGCUCUAAGUGGGUCACACAUUUUUCAGGAUUGGCUGAGCACCUGUGGAGCAGCUGGAAAUGAAAGGCACUGAGAUGUUAAAGUCCUCAGGCUCGAAAGGAACAGGGGGACCAACAAAUGCUCACGCACCAGCCGAACCUCUCCUCGUGUAUAAAGCUAAAGAGGACAAAGAACAGACUGAGAACGUGAAUGUGAAGUGUGAAGACCUUAAGGCUCCAGUGGAGCUUUUAAUGAAGUUCCUCGGAGCUCUGAAGGACAAAUACUUCCAGCUGGCUGUUAAACUCUGUCACAUGAUUCUCAUCUACGAGCCAGACAAUCCUGAGGCCUCAGAGUUCCUCCCAUUGAUCCAGAAGAAGCUGCUGGAAGAGCAACACGCAGAGAAAAGCAACGAGGAAGAAAGUGAUGAUGAUGACAUUGAUUCUGGAAGUGAUGAGGACCCCUCUCAUAGCUCAUCUUGCUCCUCUUCAUCAGCCUCAGAUGAUGAUGAUCAUGUUUUCACUGUGGAUGAGAGCUGUAACGUGACCCAAACAAAAGAACUGAUUCUGGAGUCCAUCUGGUCCACUCUCCAGUCUUUUGUUAUGGCGGCAAUUAAAUUAGCACAAAUAAAAUGUUAGCCUAUGUAAACUCA